AUGAACGCAACUGCACCAACUGAUUCGCUGGCGCCGGUGCCAGACCUGUUGCGGGGAAGCACGGCGGACCCCAUGUCAGACUGGAUCACGAUAGGCUUUCCAAAGCACGCUCAAGAGACUGGCCAGUGGUUCUUUGAAGUGCACUUGCGGGAGGAGUGUGCAGCACCACAAGUUGGCCUUCUUUCCACCAGCUUCCAAUCCCGUCCUGGCAGCAAAACCGGUCAAGGCGUCGGCGACGAUGCACACGGCUGGGCUGCCGAUGGCUUAAGUGCUUCAAGAUGGCACGGAGGUCGUAAUCGCUCCUGGAGUCAAGUUUGGCAAGCUAAAGGCGGACAAGGGAACCGUGUGCUGAGCGCCGGCGUCACGGUGGGCGUGGCUGUUGACCUUGAUGCACGGAAGAUUUUCUUCGCCACAGACGGGCAAUGGGAUGAAGUUCCAGCCUUCAGUGAAGAGGACAUCCCACUGGGCUUGGCUUUGUACCCUGCAGUGUCUCUCAAGGGCAGGGCAUCAUUUUGCUUUGGUCCAGAGUGCAGCUUCGGUCCUCUAUCCAGUCGCUUCUCCCAUUGGCCUGGCCUUUUAGGGCAAUCUCGCAUUGACAUGCCUCGCAUUGGUGAUGAAGAGAUUCUGAGCCUGUACAAGGCGCAGUUGGAGAAUAGCUUUGUGGAGAACGGAAGCAGCGGAUUUCUGUGCAUGGUAGAAUCUUAA
Cladocopium goreaui is the source of this 705-nucleotide messenger RNA. Lineage: Eukaryota; Dinophyceae; Suessiales; Symbiodiniaceae. The record is from the annotation of a GenBank genome assembly.